GAUAAUUCGAAAAAACAAGGGUUGUCCUCCUCAUACAUACAUACAUACAUACGUACAACCAAAAAUAAACGGGUUCUUUCCUGAAUGAAUUCGAAAAAACCGAUUCUAAAAAGUGAUUACUGUAUUCUAUAAUCACCCUCUUCCCCUAUACACAUACCCCUAAUCUCUUCCCUUAAUUAUUCUUCUCUCUCACCGGAACUUCUCCGACGACCAAUCUUCCACCGCCAUUCUUUCCGGCGAUCCCUCUCCGAUGAUUCCUCACUAUAUUCCCUAGCUUUCUCAAUCUCCCAAUCACUCUCUAUCACCAUUCUUCUUAACUUUCUUCUCCAUCUUCAUUUUCUUCUCAUUCUUUUCCUGUUGCUUAAUUUUCUCUCUCAGAUCCGUUUACAUUCGAUUUGAAAAUUGGAAGAGAACAAUUUGUUUAUGGAUUAGCGACAUCCGAUGAAUCGCUUUUCCCCAUGCAUAAAUUACUCGCUGCUUAAACAAUUAAUCAGUUCUUCUUCUGAAUCAGAUUCUAGGGUUAGGGUUUCUUAACGUUUUGAUAAAAUGUUUAAGAAAAUUAUGAAAGGAGGGUCCAAAAAGCCCUCCAAAUCGGAUGCCAGUGAUCCUCCUCCGUCCGGGAACAACGCGCCGGUUGUUGUUAACCAUGCCUCACGUGGCGGUGCUGGAGGAACUUCUGGUGCUAAUUCCGCUACCGUGAUGCCUAUGACUUUAGCGUCCGGUACAAUGGAACCGGUUCCUUCGUUCAAAGACGUGCCGGUUUCCGAGAGGCAAAAUCUCUUCCUUAGAAAGCUUCAUAUAUGCUGUUUCUCGCUUGAUUUCACGGAUACGUUGAAGAAUGUCAGGGAGAAAGAGAUCAAGAGACAAGCUUUGAUGGAGCUAGUGGAGUUUAUCCAAUCAGGUUCCGGUAAGAUGUCGGAGGAUUGUCAGGAACAGAUGAUUAAAAUGAUAUCCAUCAAUGUUUUCCGGUGCUUGCCUCCGGCUUCUCAUGAGAACACCGGGUCAGAGCCUACUGAUCCUGAAGAGGAGGAGCCUAGCUUGGAGCCAGCUUGGCCUCACUUACAGCUUGUUUAUGAGCUUCUUCUCAGAUAUGUGGUUUCUUCUGAUACUGAUACAAAGGUUGCAAAACGGUACAUUGAUCAUUCCUUUGUGUUAAAGUUGCUUGAUUUAUUUGAUUCUGAAGACCCGCGUGAGCGUGAGUAUUUGAAAACCAUUCUGCAUCGUAUAUAUGGAAAAUUCAUGGUUCAUAGACCAUUUAUUAGAAAAGCAAUUAACAACAUUUUUUAUCGGUUUAUAUAUGAAACUGAAAGACACUGUGGUAUUGGUGAGCUUUUGGAGAUUCUUGGUAGUAUUAUUAAUGGGUUUGCUUUGCCCAUGAAAGAGGAGCAUAAGUUGUUUCUUGUUAGGGCCCUUUUACCUCUGCAUAAACCGAAAUCGGUUUCUAUGUACCACCAGCAAUUGUCUUACUGCAUAACUCAGUUUGUGGAGAAGGAUUUCAAGCUGGCUGAUACUGUCAUUAGGGGAUUGUUGAAGUAUUGGCCUGUCACCAAUUGCCAGAAAGAAGUUCUCUACCUUGGAGAACUUGAGGAAGUGUUGGAGGCUACACAAGCUGCUGAAUUCCAACGCUGCAUGGUUCAACUUUUCAAACAGAUUUCCCGCUGCCUCAAUAGUCCUCACUUUCAGGUUGCAGAGCGAGCCCUCUUUUUGUGGAAUAAUGAGCAUAUAGUAAGCUUAAUUGCUCAAAACAGGACUGUGAUAUUACCGAUAAUAUUUGAAGCAUUUGAGAGAAAUAUUGAGAGUCACUGGAACCAGGCAGUUCAUGGGCUGACUGUGAAUGUUCGCAAAAUGUUUAUUGAAAUGGAUGCAGAAUUAUUUGAAGAGUGCCAGAGGAAUUAUGCAGAGAAGCUGGCAAAAGCCGAAGAAGAGGCAGAACGGCGGGAAUUGAACUGGAAGAGGCUUGCAGAAGCGGCUGCACAGAACGGGGCGGCGGAUAUGGUCACAGAUUAGUCUUGCUAGUUUUAUUGCCUUGGCUCUGGAAGUGUGAAUUAAAAAUAGGUAGAGGAUGAUGAAUAUGGUCCUCUUUUUCAUUUUGGUGCCAUUAUUUAUUGGUUUUUUUUUUUCAGCCUAAUUCUUUUCUCCUCUUCCAUCUCCUUAUUAUAUCAGUUGGAUGAUUAGCAUUCUGAAGAAAGCAGUGAUUAAUGUAACUUAUUAAAGUUGUUAGCAAUGUCUGGUGAUUAAGAAAUAUUCUGUGAAAUACUUUCUUGUAUUUAUCCCUUUUAGCAAAGAUAAAUACUGAAGAUUUCUUUUGCUU
Molecule: messenger RNA, 2311 nt
Organism: Trifolium pratense (red clover)
Lineage: Eukaryota; Viridiplantae; Streptophyta; Magnoliopsida; Fabales; Fabaceae
Product: serine/threonine protein phosphatase 2A 57 kDa regulatory subunit B' beta isoform-like
Exons: 2
Coding region: 547-2007 (486 amino acids)
Biological process (GO): signal transduction
Cellular component (GO): protein phosphatase type 2A complex
Molecular function (GO): protein phosphatase regulator activity
Source: RefSeq, a predicted model, not a curated record